This is a messenger RNA of Antechinus flavipes (yellow-footed antechinus), 10127 nucleotides long. It is a transcript of the gene ATP2B2, whose product is annotated as ATPase plasma membrane Ca2+ transporting 2. The coding region runs from base 740 to 4702 and encodes 1320 amino acids. The record is from RefSeq and is a predicted model, not a curated record. Gene Ontology annotation, cellular component: postsynaptic density membrane; intracellular membrane-bounded organelle. Gene Ontology annotation, molecular function: P-type calcium transporter activity; ATP binding; PDZ domain binding. The transcript has 28 exons. Gene Ontology annotation, biological process: calcium ion transmembrane transport; regulation of cytosolic calcium ion concentration. Lineage: Eukaryota; Metazoa; Chordata; Mammalia; Dasyuromorphia; Dasyuridae.
GCAGCGGCAGCGGCAGCCGUAGCAUCCCGCCGCCCGGAACCCGCUCAGGUUGCAGUGUACCUGGAGAUUGGACACAUCGGGGAAGGAUCCAAGACACCAGAUCUGAAGCCAAGAGACUCCAAUCCCCUGACAAGGACCUGGCUAUGAAUCUUGUCUUCCUGUUUCUGAAGCCCUCCUUCUAACUUGGAAACAUUGAAGGUUUCCUAGGUCAUAAACUUGAGUUUUGCUCAACCUGACCAGCAAUCCUACUCCUUGGAGAUAGUCUGGUAUAGUGGAGAUAUCACUAUCAGUGGAAAGAUCACCAUUUUUGGAGAAAGAAGACCUGAUUUCAAGCACCACCUCUGACACGUUACUUCUGUGACCAUGAGUGCCGGGAAGGGGCCAUGACCAUGUAGACGCCAGCCCUGGAAGUAGCGGCAUGGGCAGCGCUGAAUGGGGACGCCUGGGUCUGCAGUCUUGAGACCCACCACUACUGACCUUCGAGCUGGGAUCCCUGCGUGUCGAGGUGUUCCUUCCCGAGCUUGUUGCAGCCGCUGCCGCGCUGGCCCUUCUCCAUUUUCUCCCUUGGAAUUGGAGCCGACUGCUCAGAGUUGCUAAAGUUGCUUCCUUCCCGAAAGCCGUAUAGACCUAUACUCUUAAUUGGGAACCUGCUUCUUUCUUCCCCUGCCCUGAAAUAAAUAGGUUACAAAUAAUAACAACCCUUGGAUCUGCCCAAAGUGGAGCAGGAACCUCAGCAAAAAUGGGAGACAUGACCAACAGCGAUUUUUACUCCAAGAACCAAAGAAACGAAGCCAACCAUGCAGGCGAGUUUGGGUGCACGAUGGAGGAGCUCCGCUCCCUCAUGGAGCUUCGGGGGACAGAGGCUGUGGUCAAAAUCAAGGAGACCUAUGGGGACACUGAGGGGAUCUGCCGGCGUUUGAAGACCUCGCCUGUGGAAGGUUUGCCGGGCACUGCUCCAGACUUGGAAAAAAGAAAGCAGAUUUUUGGGCAAAACUUUAUACCUCCAAAGAAGCCAAAAACGUUCUUACAGCUAGUUUGGGAAGCGCUACAGGACGUGACUCUUAUUAUCCUGGAAAUUGCAGCCAUCAUCUCUCUGGGACUUUCAUUUUAUCAUCCUCCUGGAGAGGGGAAUGAAGGGUGUGCGACAGCCCAAGCUGGGGCCGAAGAUGAAGGAGAGGCAGAAGCUGGCUGGAUUGAAGGGGCCGCCAUACUUCUUUCAGUUAUCUGUGUUGUUCUUGUCACUGCCUUUAAUGACUGGAGCAAGGAGAAGCAGUUCCGGGGUCUGCAGAGCCGAAUUGAACAGGAGCAGAAGUUUACCGUGGUCCGGGGAGCCCAGGUGAUCCAGAUUCCAGUGGCAGAGAUCGUGGUUGGUGACAUUGCCCAGGUAAAAUACGGUGACCUACUUCCUGCUGAUGGGAUCUUCAUCCAAGGCAAUGACCUUAAAAUUGAUGAAAGCUCUUUAACUGGGGAGUCUGACCAGGUCCGCAAAUCAGUGGACAAGGACCCCAUGCUGCUUUCAGGGACCCAUGUGAUGGAGGGCUCUGGCAGGAUGCUGGUCACCGCUGUGGGAGUGAACUCUCAGACUGGCAUCAUCUUUACCUUGUUGGGGGCUGGUGGUGAAGAGGAAGAAAAGAAAGACAAAAAAGGUGUGACCAAAGUGGAUGGCCUUCAGCUUCCAGCUACAGAUGGUGCAGCAGGUGCAAAUACCACCGAUAAUGCAAAUUCCAGCUUAGUCAAUGGUAAAAUGCAGGAUGGCAAUAUGGACACCAGCCAGAGCAAAGCCAAACAACAGGAUGGGGCAGCGGCCAUGGAGAUGCAGCCUCUGAAGAGUGCCGAAGGGGGAGAUGGAGAUGACAAGAAGAAAGCUAACAUGCACAAAAAGGAGAAAUCAGUCUUGCAGGGGAAGCUCACCAAGCUGGCUGUGCAGAUAGGCAAGGCAGGCCUUGUGAUGUCUGCCAUUACGGUGAUUAUCCUGGUGCUGUACUUCACUGUGGACACCUUUGUGGUGAACAAGAAGCCUUGGCUGCCUGAGUGUACUCCAGUCUAUGUGCAAUACUUUGUCAAGUUCUUCAUUAUCGGGGUGACUGUGUUGGUGGUUGCUGUGCCCGAAGGGCUCCCCCUUGCUGUCACCAUCUCUUUGGCUUACUCUGUGAAGAAAAUGAUGAAGGAUAACAACCUUGUACGGCACUUGGACGCCUGUGAGACAAUGGGCAACGCCACAGCUAUCUGUUCUGACAAGACGGGAACGCUGACCACCAACCGAAUGACUGUGGUUCAGGCGUACAUUGGGGAUGUCCACUACAAGGAGAUUCCGGAGCCCAGUGUCAUCAACUCCCAAACCAUGGAGCUGCUGGUGAAUGCCAUCGCCAUCAACAGUGCUUAUACCACGAAGAUUCUGCCACCAGAAAAGGAAGGCGCCCUGCCCCGCCAGGUGGGCAACAAGACUGAGUGUGGAUUGUUGGGAUUUGUCCUGGACUUGAAGCAAGAUUAUGAACCUGUGAGAAGCCAAAUGCCUGAGGAGAAGCUGUACAAAGUAUAUACUUUUAAUUCCGUCAGGAAGUCUAUGAGCACAGUGAUUAAGAUGCCUGAUGAAAGCUUUCGCAUGUAUAGCAAAGGGGCAUCAGAGAUUGUCCUGAAAAAAUGCUGCAAAAUUCUCAGUGCAUCUGGCGAGGCUCGAGUCUUCCGACCUCGAGACCGAGAUGAAAUGGUAAAGAAGGUGAUUGAGCCCAUGGCCUGCGAUGGCCUCCGAACCAUCUGCGUAGCUUAUCGGGACUUCCCAAGUAGCCCAGAGCCUGACUGGGAAAAUGAGAAUGAUAUCCUCAAUGAUUUAACCUGUAUCUGUGUGGUGGGCAUUGAAGACCCCGUGAGACCAGAGGUCCCAGAAGCCAUAAGGAAGUGCCAACGAGCAGGAAUCACCGUCCGCAUGGUCACUGGGGACAAUAUCAACACUGCCCGGGCCAUUGCCAUCAAGUGUGGUAUCAUCCACCCUGGGGAAGAUUUCCUCUGCAUCGAGGGGAAGGAGUUCAAUCGGCGAAUCAGGAAUGAGAAGGGAGAGAUUGAGCAGGAACGAAUAGACAAGAUCUGGCCCAAACUGCGGGUCCUUGCUCGCUCCUCCCCCACGGACAAACACACUCUGGUCAAAGGCAUCAUCGACAGUACCCACACAGAGCAGAGACAGGUCGUGGCUGUGACUGGGGAUGGAACUAAUGAUGGGCCAGCUUUGAAGAAGGCAGAUGUUGGCUUUGCCAUGGGAAUCGCUGGUACUGAUGUUGCCAAGGAAGCUUCGGACAUCAUUCUGACAGAUGACAACUUCAGCAGCAUUGUCAAGGCAGUGAUGUGGGGCCGCAACGUUUAUGACAGCAUCUCCAAGUUCCUGCAGUUCCAGUUAACAGUCAAUGUGGUAGCUGUCAUUGUGGCUUUCACGGGUGCUUGCAUCACACAGGACUCUCCCCUAAAAGCUGUACAGAUGUUGUGGGUGAAUCUCAUCAUGGAUACCUUUGCCUCCCUGGCCCUGGCCACAGAGCCACCAACAGAGUCUCUUCUGCUGCGUAAGCCAUACGGCCGCAACAAGCCGCUCAUCUCCCGCACCAUGAUGAAGAAUAUCCUAGGCCAUGCAGUCUACCAGCUCACGCUCAUCUUCACCCUGCUCUUUGUUGGUGAGAAGAUGUUUAUGAUUGACAGUGGACGCAAUGCCCCUCUCCACUCCCCUCCUUCUGAGCACUAUACCAUCAUCUUCAAUACUUUUGUCAUGAUGCAGCUGUUCAAUGAAAUCAACGCCCGGAAAAUCCAUGGGGAGCGGAAUGUGUUCGAUGGGAUCUUCAGGAACCCCAUCUUCUGCACAAUUGUACUGGGCACCUUCGCCAUUCAGAUAGUCAUUGUGCAGUUCGGGGGGAAGCCAUUCAGCUGUUCUCCUCUCCAGCUUGACCAGUGGAUGUGGUGUAUAUUCAUUGGACUAGGAGAGCUUGUCUGGGGUCAGAUCAUUGCCACCAUCCCAACCAGCAGGCUCAAAUUCCUGAAGGAGGCAGGACGGCUCACUCAGAAAGAGGAGAUCCCCGAGGAAGAACUCAAUGAGGACGUUGAGGAGAUUGAUCAUGCUGAGAGAGAACUUCGACGUGGACAGAUCCUGUGGUUCCGUGGCCUGAAUAGGAUCCAAACUCAGAUUGAAGUAGUCAAUACUUUCAAGAGUGGCGCUUCCUUUCAGGGGGCUCUCAGGAGACAGUCCUCCGUCACAAGCCAGAGCCAGGAUGUAACCAAUCUUUCUAGCCCUAGCCACGUAUCGUUAUCCAAUGUUCUUUCCUCUCCUACCAGCACACCUCCUGCUGCAGCUGGGCGUGAAGGGCUAGAGAACCCUGGACUGAGAGUUCAGCAAGAGAGAGUGAAAUUAAAAGAGAUCCGCGUCGUGAAGGCAUUCCGUAGCUCUCUCUAUGAAGGUUUAGAAAAACCUGAAUCUAGAACCUCCAUCCAUAACUUCAUGACUCAUCCUGAAUUUAGGAUAGAAGACUCUCAGCCCCAUAUCCCCCUCAUUGAUGACACUGACCUGGAAGAAGAUGCCGCUCUCAAGCAAAAUUCGAGCCCGCCAUCGUCAUUGAACAAGAACAACAGUGCAAUCGAUAGCGGGAUCAAUCUGACCACUGACACGAGCAAAUCAGCUACCUCUUCUAGCCCAGGGAGUCCUAUACACAGCCUGGAGACAUCGCUUUAGCGGGAAACAUUCACAUCUCAAAACAAAAAAAAAAAACAAAAUAUACAAAAUAAAACAAAAAACCCACAAAAAAACAAACAACAACAACAAAACCAACCCAUAGCCACCACCAACUCAGAACAAACCAACCCAGAAAACUCAACCAUGAAACAGCACCAAGAAAACAAAAAUAGACAAAAUGGGAGGAAAAUAUAUCUCCACCCAAUAGAACUUUUCUCUGGCUGAGAAGCUGUUUGAGCUCUUUGUCCCUUUGAGGCAAGUGACGGGAUCCCUGAUGUGGGUUCUUGGGAGUGAGCAAUAGCCUGAUGUGCCCUUUCUUGCUCCCGCCCAAACACAGACCACCCACCACCUUCCUGCAUGGACGUACUGUACCCUUCUCUUGUUUAUUAUUUUUUUUCCUUAGGCAGGAACUGCAAAAACAAAAAAAAGAAAAAAAAAAGAAAAAAGAAAAAAAAAGAAAAAAUAGGAAAAAAAAGACUCCUUUCUGAGGCUUAUUUAUCCAAUUCACUGGUCUGUGAGUUUUUUGAACUGCUUGUGUGGCAUGGUCUCAGUUGUAGAGAUUAAUUUAAAUAACUUUUUGAAGUUGCGGAAGCUUAACUUGCACAGUAGGGUUAUAACAAUGGGACAGAAGAACUUCAUAGACACUAAUGAGAUUAUAUCCAUUUCUUUGUAUCUAUAUCAACGUAUACCUCAUCGAGAAUGUAUACGUCCAUAUAGAUAGGUAGAUAUAUAUGUAUAUCUAUAUACAUGGAUAUAUAAAGUUUUUUUGCUGGCAUGUUGCCUUGUUUUUGCUUAAAUUGCUCUAUUUUAACUUAUUUAUGUCUUAAAAGAAGAAUGUAAUUUGUUUACAAACCUGUAGAUAAACGUCCUUCACUAUUUGUAGGGUUAAGAACACUUCCUGCUGAGAGAGUAUAAGGACUGCUCAGCUCAUCAGAUACUCCUCUCAGAUUGCAUCCUCGAUGUUUUACGACAGCUCGGCUCUGAUUUUUUGCCUGCUCUUUUUUUUUUGUUGUUCAGUAAUGUAGCUCCUGCUGGUGAAUGACAAAAGAAGCCAAAAUAUAACAUAUUGGAUGUAGGAAUAUGCUCCACAAACAUGGGGUCAUGGGACUGGAAGCUUGACUCUGUCAGGGGAAAAAAACCACCAUGUGCAACAAUCAGGUUUAUUUUUUUGUAAAAAAACAAAAAACAAAAAACAAAAAACAAAAAAAAAAAACACAAACAAGUAAAUAAAUAACCAAAUUUCUCAGCCCAUUUUCGGUAUGCCCCUCACUGGCCAGAGGCUACCUUGGUAGCCAUUAUAUUACAAUGGCUUCCAUGGAAUAUAUAUAUAUAUUUUUUUCCACAAGACUCUCCUUCUUAUGAAACUCCUUUGAGUUUAUUGAGAGACUUAAAAAUAAGUUAUAUUUGGCUUUAUAUGGAGAUCAAGGUAGUGUUGAAAUAUUAUGAACUCUUAUUGUGUUGAUUUUUUUUUUUUUAGUCACUUAGAAAUUGAUUUUCUUAUCAUUCGCAGCUUACGAGCUGUUGGCAUUUUUGAAUGAGAAUUACUACAGCUUGCUGCUUUUUUUUUUUUUUUCUUUUUUUUAAUUUUGGAAGAAAACUAUCCGUUUCCCCCCAUUCUACCACCCUGCACUAUUCAGAUCUGAAUGAACUUUAUGAUAUGUAUAUUGAAAAUGUGCUCUGUGUGAUUUUUAAACAAAGCUUGUCUUCCUGUAAUCACAAUAUAUACUGUAGCCAUUUAACAGUACGUCCUGCCUUCCUGCAAGGGAAGCCGUUCCGAAAGUCUACAGUAUCACAGGUGAGAAAGUUUUUUGUAGUUCUUCUCUCCUUCUCCCCCCCCCCCCCCCCAGGAUGGUAUCAGCACUAAUAAUCAACUUACUAUGAGCUUCUUGAAUUGCUACGUCAGCCACUUGAAUGCUAAGCACUUUGUGGGCCACGGCUUUUUUUCAUAAAGAACUUUUGUAUUUAAUACAAAGUUUGCUUUGAGACUUUUCAGCACACAGUCUUUUUUCCAUAAACUUGUACAGUGCAAAAGACAUUUUGAAUACAUAACACGGUUGGUGAUGUCAGAUGUGUCAAGGAAAAGCAAAGCAUUUCCGACUCACCUGAGAAAUUAAUUUGUUCUGCUGACCCCACCCACCCUGCCAUCUGUCAGGCCCCUUCUCCGAGCCUAGAACUUGGCAAACCAGACAAAAUCUUCUCUGCAUCCCGGCCAAGAAGGAGCAUUUUCUUGUGCAGAUGGCCAAGAUUAGGUAGAGCCCUUCCCAGCCGGGGUGGCCAGUCUCUCAAGGCUGCUAGCGGAAAAGCAAUGUAUCCGAUUUGCAGUCAGCCCCCCGUCUGGUCUAAACUGUCCUGUACAAGAGGCCUGUGCCUAGGACAGCAGGGCCUACAAACCCCUUUCUUUUGAAUCGAGAACAGGGUCCCCAUGUCAACUGUAAACAGACUGGCAAUGAAAGCAACGCUAAUUGUCUCAGGAUGGCAACUUAGCGAGGGUUUCAUUUUGACACUGUAAAUGUGGAACGGAACCUCAGCUUUCAUGUAUUGGAUUGGGGGGGGGAUUGGGGGUCCUGUUCUUUGUUUUACUUAUGAGGAAGGGGGAGGGUGUUGGUUGGAUUUACACAUCUGUGAAAUGGGUCUGUUCUGGAACAUGAUUUAGUUUCUCUGUCUUAAUUGCGAUGAGUUAUUUUCCUUUUCCAAAGCUCUCCCAACCUCCUCUUUCCUUCAGUAAUGCUCGUGUUUACCCGGGAAGAGCACUAAACCAUUAGGGAAUCAUUUUGCGGACUUGGAUUAGCUUCUCACCUGUGACACUUUUUCUCCCACCCAGUGGCUUCUUGUAAAUCGAAGUGCCCAUACCACACUGGGCUUCUCUCCAAGAGAAAUCAGAAAUCUGGGUAGGUUUGGAGAAUUGGUAGUAGGGCGGGUUCUGGAAAGGAGGGGCAGAAGUCCAGGAGAAAGUUUGUCAAAGUAAUAUCCAAUUUCGCAAAUACCUAAAGUUCAGUCUUGCAAACCCGGUCUCCUUUCCCACUUGGCCUUCUCUUGUUGGGAACAAUGGCUCCAAAUAAAUGGCGCAUGGAGAUCACGGUUGGUUGAAGCUCACCACAGUACAUACAUCACCUGCAUCCUGCCCUCUGUCCUUGGCCGCAUGGAGUUUGUGUUCAACAAUAAACAAUAUCCUGGUACAUUUGGCCAUCCAUCCCAUUAGGGGGUAAUAAUUUAUGUCCAUUCAUCUGUUUUUAUGAAUUUUUUUAUCUAGACAACAAUUGUAAAUAAAGAACUCACCGUCUCUGUUCAUUUACUACUAUGCAACGGCUAUGCUUUCUCUUACUCUGGUUCAUCAGAUUCCUACAAUGUGGUCCUGGAAUGUUUGUGGUUUUAAAAAAAAAAAACAACAAAAAGAGUAAGCUCUGUGACAAAUUCUUAACUAGUUUAGAACAGAAUGAGCCAACUGGACUCUUAACUUCCUUCCUUUACCUUUUCCUCCCUGUCCACUAUUGAAUUUUCUACCCAGGUGCCCCAGGUAAAAUUAACAAUCAACAAACUGCUAAAAUCAACUCCCACGGUAGCAUGAACAGCUAUGGUCUAAGCUUGCAUCUUCUGUUGUGUAUUGCACCAACCCCCCAUGCUCAUAUGCAUUCUAUUCUGUUCCCUCCCAUGGGUCUGAGAACAUGAGCUGUCAUUCUGUCCUGGAGGGAUGUGGCUGGUGAGAGCUGGAGGAAGUCAUGGAGCUAAGGUAUCGUGGUUCCAAGCCCCAUCCCACUCUUCCCCAAAAUAGCUCCCUCGAGGGGGCCAUAUUUUCCAUGCAGCAAGGAGUCCCACCUUGAGAAUGACAUUGACCCUAAUGACGUGGCCUCCUUAUAUAUUUAUAUAUGUCAGGAAGCUGAGAAAUGCAUGAAGUCUUAGGAACAGAGAGGAACGAUUUUGUUUGGCUAUGGGUAGCACCUUUGCUACACUCCCAACAGAAUUCUCAUUGACCUCAACCACCUUCUAAGGGCUAGGAAAGUUAAGAUGACACAGCUAUUGAUGGGAGACUGCUCCACUGAGGAUGAGGAAGGGCUCUCCUGCCUCUUGAAUGGAAGCUCUGAUGUCCCCUUGGAGUAACCCCUUCACCCUUUGCUCCACAUUACCCCCUUCCCCAGGAGAGACAAGAGAAGCUACUUUCUUGCCCUCCCUCACCUGGGAGAUUCGGGUACCAGAGGGUAACUCUCCAUCCUCAGCCUCUGGUCCUCUUCCUGUCAAAAAUGCACCUCCCAGUGAGGGCUGGGAACUUCUCCCUAGCAAUGACUAAUAUCUGGCUGGAACACCUUGUGUUCCCUGGGUCCACUUUCCUGUAAUAGAGGAGCAAGAAAUGAGACCCAGAGAUGGUGAAGAGUAAAAAAGGUAUUGAAUUCUGUAACCAAAGACCUUGCCAUCUACUUCUCUUUGAAGUCAGUGGGAAGAAACCUUGGUUCAGACAGGAAAUUUCUGCUUGGCAAAAAGUUUCCUCCUGCCAGCCCCUGUCAAUUUCCCACUCCCCAAAAUAACAAUAAGAAUAGUAAGAAUAUAAGCCUUCCCUGUGUGUGCUUACCGUUUGCACACCCUUUUCAGAUAUUCUCAGAUUGUUUUAAGAUGCUUACCCUGUGUGUGCAUUUGUUUGCACACCCUUUUCAGAUAUUCUCAGAUUGUUUUAAGAGGUCUAAAAGCUGCUAACUUCUUGAUCAGAUCCCCCUAGCCUCCCCAAACCCACAGGGUCUGCAGUCUGGCAUGUGCUCAGGCCUACCAUAUUCCUCCUGCACUCACCAUAUCCCUGCCAAGGCCCUGCCUAAGACCUGGCUGGGCUUUAUUAAGGACCAGAGGACAGCAGUAAGCUUAGGCCUCUUCCACUGUCCAGAAACCAAGCUGCUCUCGUUUUUAUUUCCAAACACCAAUCACCAAGCCAACAGUCGCAGUCACUAAGCCCAGCUUCCAGCUCGUCCCGGGUCCAAGCCUCUCAGCAUGAGGGGCACGUGGGGGGCCUCUGCCUGGCUCCCCAAGGGACAAUGACCGAUCCCCAAGCUGGCGAGCGCCUGAGAAUUUAAUGUCUGUCGUCUACCCCAAUGCCAUGGAAAUAUUGUCUUCGCUACAGUUUCUGUAGUUUUGUAACUAAGUGGCUCUCUCUCUUUGACCUUUUGCUGGUCGCCACACUUUCAUAAAUAUUGUAUGUAUAUUUUUUAUAAUCAAUAGUGUAAAGUUCUCUAUACAGAUUCCAAUGAUCACAGACCAGUUUCAAAGAGCUGUUGAUGCUUCGUGGGAUACUUUGGAAAACAUUUGGUUUUGGAAAAAAAAAAUGUGCUUACACUGUAAUAUCUUUUAUUUUUCUGUAUCCUCCUGCCUUGCUCUUUGUAAUAGUGUGUUUGUCCGCCUUUUCAACACUAUCCGAAGCAAUAAUAAUAAAUGCACAAGUGGAAACGCA